Guillardia theta CCMP2712 is the source of this 2316-nucleotide messenger RNA. RefSeq lists its product as hypothetical. NCBI's taxonomy places the organism in Eukaryota, Cryptophyceae, Pyrenomonadales, Geminigeraceae. The transcript has a single exon. The coding region runs from base 1 to 2316 and encodes 771 amino acids. The record is from RefSeq and is a predicted model, not a curated record.
AUGCGUACAAGGGGCAUGUUCAUGGUGUAUCUCUGUCUGGCCUUCCAGGUGCUUAUGAUACCUAUCCAUCAAGUAGUGCUGCACCAGGAAAACAAACACGCGACGGACAAGUACCCUCGUUCCAUGUUGCGAUCAUUGAUGACAUUCAACACUUUCAACUCCAUGGAACAAAAACAAAACCCAGCGACAUUGACAAACCAUUCUUUGAUUCAGACGACAAAACACGCUCAUCACAGAAGUCACGACAGUAAUGUGUCUGCCAGAAGCUUUGUGCAAUCACAGACGCAAGAAAACCAAAAGGGACUAAACGAGCACAAGUCUGAUCAAAUGUCCACAGACAUAAGCUUGACAGAGGAGAUAAAGCCUCCUCCUCCCGUCCGUAACUCCUCCUCCCCUCCCCCUCCUUCCCCUUUCCUCAGCUCGCCCUUCAGGUCCCUCCAAGCCAAGUUCCUCUACCCCUCCAGGCACAAGCGACUCGUCCUCCGCCCCCCCUUCAUGACGCGGCUACGCGAGAUGAUGGAGGAGGACAUCGCCCCUACCGGCCUGGCGUACGUGGCCUGGGACCGGCAGCGCUUCAAGAGCAAGGGAGGCAGGUACUGGCGCGGCAGCCGCGUCAAGCCCGGCACCGACCCGCGUCGGAUCAACAAGAUCUGGAUCUGGGGCGAGCGCAGCAGCUGCACUACGUUGAUGACGGAGCUGAUCCGACAGAACUUCCGCCUCGGCUGCGGCGACCCGGGAGGCGACGAGUGCGUCAUCGGAGGCCUACCAUGGAAGCACGGAUACUUGCGGCAUGCAGGUACGCCCGUUACUUGUAUCCACGCGCUCGAGAGUAGCGAGACGAGAGAGGAAGAGACAAGAGACCAGAGUGAAGAUGAAGAGCGUAGAUGCAGCAGAACGAGGUCGAGGAGGAGGGCUGGCGGUGACUUGCUUCCUUCCGCAGACGUCAGGCACCAGGCCCAGACCCUCAACCUCCUCGUCACCCGCAGCCCCUACGAGUGGGUCGAGUCCAUGCAUCGCCACCCCUUCUACGCCGAGGUGCACAAUAACCUCGACAUGUCCACCUUCCUCGCGCGAGAGUGGGUGACCUUCGAGGACUCCAGCGGCAUCGUCUCCGCCUCCUACGACGGUCAGGGGCGAUGGGGACGCGGGGACAACGUGGUCCCGUGCGAUCGCGCCCGGAGUCGCUUGGUACCGGGGGCGGCUUGUGCGCAUCAAGGGAGGGAGUACACGUGCGUGGAGCUGCCUGGGCUGAGGGCUAACGCUCCCUUGCUCGCCGGCCUCUCCGUCAGCCCCCACGAGAGCUGCUUGCCUCCGUCGCACAGCAGCGCCGUGUGCGGGGAGAGGUUCCUGUGUACGGGGCUGGACAGCGACUGGCUGAGCGGCGACGAGGACGCGAGGCGCUGGAGGAGGAGCGUGUCCGACUACAUCCUUGAGAGCGCCGGAGAGGUCAGCCGAGCACGCGAGGCUGGCGUCGGCUUGCCGGGCUUGAGCUCGCCCGAUCUCGAGUGCUUGGCCGUCAGCAACUACCAGGUGCAGACCAGGCUUGAGCUCGCGCCGUCGCCGAGCUGCUACGACGGCGAGGGCUCGUGGGGGCGAUGCAGGGAGGGGAAGUUCCUGUGCCACGCCAAGACGCCGCGGCAUUGGGACGUCUCUCCUCAGGCGUGGGAGGCGAUGAGGCGCCAGCUGCAGCUCGCCUCGCUGUCCGUGCAGCGCCGGAUGCCCGGGGCCCAAGCGUACGACCCUCCGCUGACGAUGAGUGAGAAGUGGGAGGACCGAGACCCGGACACGAAGAGGCGGUUCCCCAACAUCCUCGCCAUGCGGGCCGCGAAGCUGCGAGACUGGUUCCUGGUCGCGGACGAGAAGCUGGACUUCAGCUCCCAUGUCGCCUGCCGAGACUUCUUCAUCGACCCCAUCAAGGUCCUGGCCAGGCUGGAGCGAGACUUCAAGCUCGUCAGGAAGCAUAGCUCCUGGCAGCUCUCCCAGUGCAUGAUGCACUUCGGCGUCGCCAGCUGCCCCAACGGCUUCCGCCACGCCAAGUACGAGUGGGACUCCCCGCAGUCGGCGUCCAAGCGCCGCUACUACACGCAUGGCGAGUACGCUCGCGCCUUCUCCCCUACGACGCUGAAGCAGGUGGGGGCCUGGCUUGACGAGGAGCUGGAGGGAGCCCUGGGGUACCGCGUGUACGAGGACCUGCAGACGCUGUCGAGGCCGUACACGGGGGAGACGAGGUGCGAGGAGCAUCGGCCGCGGGCGAAGGAGGAAGGGAUGGAGUGCUAUGGGGACUGCGGGGAGAGAUGCCGCGCAGGCUCAAUUUGA